This is a messenger RNA of Ambispora leptoticha, 371 nucleotides long. The record is from the annotation of a GenBank genome assembly. Lineage: Eukaryota; Fungi; Glomeromycota; Glomeromycetes; Archaeosporales; Ambisporaceae.
AAGAUCGAUCAGGCAACUCAAAAAGAGCUCAGUCUCAUGGUUUACCAAGUAGAUCUCCAGCAUUCGAGCCACUGGGUAGCAAUGUAAAUAAAUCAACCAGCCCUUUUAUGAACAUUCCCUUAAAAAUUGACUUCAAUUUAUCGCAAAAUUGUGGGUGUUUAAAAACCUGGGAGAACGCUGUAUUUGAGUUGCAUGAUAUAUUGAUCGAUAAUCUUACUCAAAUGUGUGGUGAGAAUUCGCCAUGGAUCAUAGAGUUAAUGUAUUUAUUUAUAAACAAGUUUCAAAUUUUCGAAAAAGACAGAAACAUUCGUAAGGAUAUUUUAGAUAAAUUAAAUAAAGAUAAGACGGUUAAAGAAAAGUAUAAAAGCUGA